Molecule: messenger RNA, 3258 nt
Organism: Folsomia candida
Lineage: Eukaryota; Metazoa; Arthropoda; Collembola; Entomobryomorpha; Isotomidae
Product: sodium-dependent dopamine transporter
Exons: 18
Coding region: 1130-3226 (698 amino acids)
Biological process (GO): sodium ion transmembrane transport
Cellular component (GO): membrane
Source: RefSeq, a predicted model, not a curated record
UAUUGAUUUUAAUUAAUUUUAUUUGGUCGAGCUCUCGGUAUAUAAUUCAAUGAUUAUGUACAAUACGACCCAAAACGAUCAAGUUGGAUUCCGCCGUCUUAAUUACGAAGCGUUCGUCAAAUCAAUAAUCCACAACAUUCUCACGAAGUUCCCCGUAGCACGGAAGCCAAGAGGAAGACCUUCCCAAAGCCGUGUCUCAGUACCCUUAGCGAAUAUGCAUAUUCCAGAACGAGUUAUGAAAGAAAACGGUUACCCAAGCAAAUCCGAUUGUUUCCAUUGCAAAACAAAAUUGGGGAAGAGGACGAUUACGCAGUUCAAGUGCCUUGCUUGCGAGAAACGUUUGUGCAUUGGUAGCAGCGUCUUCAACUGUUUCAAAUUUUAUCAUGACGAAAUGUUGCAGUUAUCGCAGCAGCAGGUAUCGCAGCAAGUAGUGCCACUAGCGGAUCGCAACGAGUCACAGAACACUGGACAAAAUUCACCACGUUACGAUUACAAUAACUUGUUUGAAAUAUAUAAUGCAUCCCAAAAUCAUGAUAGUAAUGUCAUCAAUGAUGAUGAUUUACUGUUCGUUUAGUUAAUUGUUGUACUACUAUGAAAAUCAAAUCCCACUGUCAUGUCAAAAAUUUAUAGUGUGUGCCAUUUGGCUCAGUUAUAUUGUUGAUUUAUAAUUGAAAUUUCAUGUUCAAAAAGUGUAUAAUGUUCUAAUUAUUGUUCGCGAAUCAGUUCUUGGUUCGUAAUAAAUCAAAACUGCAUAAGCAGAAUAUUCAAAAUCGGUUUGCAUUAAUUCAGUCCCCAACUGAUUUUAUCACCGCCCCACAACUCGGUCUCAAUGGUAUUUUGCACCCCAGAAAGUCCGCCCUCAAGAGCAAUAGAAACCAUUUUAAAUUCCGUUUUUAAAUAGUAUCCAGGUCAAAAUUAAUUAGUUUUUAUAAGGUUAAUCGUGGUCAAUUCCAGUCAUCAUUCAUUCCAUUUCAUUUAUGGAUAUCAACUGGGAUCAUAGUUACUACUAGGACACUAAAAGUCAAUAAUUUUGUACACUUCUUUGUAAAAACUGCUCCGGCAAGAAGGAAAUCAAAUUGCUAGUAAUUACUAAUUAGUGGCAGUAGUACCAGCAUACUCUGCAACCGCAAUGGAGAAGAAAGAAAAUGAGGAAGGGUUGGACUCCCGGAAAGAAGUGCCAUUCAUGUCGACACUCAAUGUCCCUGGCGUUGUCUCCACAGAUGGUGACAACCAAGACACGAAAUCAAUCAAUGAGGAUACCGUCUCCAGAAGAUCAUACUUUUUUGAGCAGCAAGAAGGCCUCCUUCCUGGAGAAAUUUACUACGACAAAGAACGUCCACGCUGGGAGCCUUACAGUUGCAUUUUGUCCAUGGUGGGAUUUUCCGUAGGAUUGUCAAACAUCUACCGAUUUCCGUACCUGUGUUUCGAACAUGGGGGAGCAACGUUCCUCAUUCCAUACAUGUUCUUUUUGGUCGUGUGUGGCAUUCCUCUGAUGUACUUAGAAGUGAUCGUCGGCCAGUUUACUCAGUCCGGGACGAUCAAGGCGUGGACCAAGCUUGUCCCAAUUUUUAGAGGCGUGGGGUGGUGUCAGUGCCUGUUGCCCCUCCUCAUCUCCUUCUACAACAACGCCUUCCUCACAUGGGCCCUACACUACUGCGUCACUUCGCUCACGAACGUUCAACUCCCAUGGAUUGGGUGCCACCACGACUGGAACACUUUGAAUUGUAGGGACAUUCCUCCGGAUUUCGAAAAGGUCAAUGUCAAGGCGGAUCAACUGAGAGCUGGAGCAGAGUACUUUCGAGGCCGAGUCCAGCGCAGAUGGAAGAGCAAAUUUUCCAAUGACAGUAAGAUUGAAGGGACGAACAUUACUAACCAGUUUGGGCUAGGAGUACAAAAUAGGCUAGGACUUGGUACUCCGGAUCUUGACAUGAUCCUGUAUCUUUUGGCUGUUUACGUCAUGCUGUACUUUUUUAUUCACGCUGGACUUCGUUUCAAGGGCAAAGGACUCUGGUUUACCGUGACCAGCCCUUAUCUCUUAAUGGUGAUACUCAUCUAUCGAGGUAUGGCGAUACCUGGCGCAGGGGAAGGAAUAAAACAUUUGUUCUCCAUAACCGAUUGGACACAAUUAGGAAAAACUGAGACUUGGGUGGCAGCUGCAGAACAAACAUUUUUCUCUCUCGGGACUGGGGCUGGAGUUCACCUUACGCUUGCGAGCUACAACAAUUUUCAGAAUAAUGUGUUCAAAGAUGCAGUCGCCACGGUUUUGAUAGACACUGGAACCAGCUUGUUAUGUGGUACCAUAGUGUUCAUCGCCUUGGGCAGCAUUGCCUUCUCGGACGGAGAGGAGAUAGGGAAUCUGUUCGCACAAGGUCCUGAUCUCCUAUUUGAAGUAUGCUCCGAUUUCUGGGGACGUGUUCCGGGCGCAGACUUUUUCGCCUUUAUUUUCUUCGUGAUGGUUUUUUUCAUUGGAUUUGAGUGCACCAUUGAGGCGUUGAGCUGCAGCAGAGAAGCCCUCUUCGAAGCUUAUGGAGAAUGGUUCGAGCGGAAUGGAAAGACCAGAUGGGUCUUCAUCAACACGAUGCUUGUUUUGGCCUUACUCGUGGGGUUGAUUUGCAUUACGAGGGGUGGCCUUCAUGUUUUCAUGGUUCUCGACAAAUACACUGCUGGCAUACCGUUCCUUGCCUGUAGCUUGAUGAUGGUAAUUGCUUUCUCAUGGUGUUGGGGACUACGCGAGUUGUGUGACGCUGCAGAAGCCAUGACCGGAAAUCGUCCCAAUAUCUACUUUCAAAUUUCAUGGAAAUUUUUGUGUCCAAUUGUGAUCAGUAUCAUAAUUAUCCUGCAAUUAGCUGCACCUACACCAGCACAAUAUAAAGACAGGAAUGUAACUAUCGUGUUUAAACCAAGCAUUCAAACUUUUGGACAAGUGUAUGCUCAUUUGCCCAACCUCUUUGUCCCCUUGGGCAUUUUGGUCCAUAUGUUUGGAUCGAGGGAAGGCAUUUCUUACAAAAUGCGCUUCCUGCUCGGCAUGUCCCCCAACUACUUGCACAAGGAAAUUCUGGAGACUGGGACGGGGUGCAGAACCAAGGUGUCCCACUACCUUUACUGUGGGGACUGCCCCACCUGUCUCACCCGCAAGGUCAAAGUCGCUCCCCAGGAGGAGUUUGGGACGAAACCUAACGUCCCAGAAAUCAACAUUGGUUUCGCCAUGGACUCCGUCGUUUUAUAAAUCGUUUGUCAACUCCAAGACUUUUAUAACUA